AUGAUGGAGGAAAAUCGCAUCCCUGAUCGCGACGAGCUGUGCGACUACAACUAUGCCGUGGCAGGACACGCCGGCACGUUAUGCGACAAAGAUGGAAAGCUCUUCAUCAAGCCCUGCACACCGACCGAGAUGGACUUUUACCAAUCCGCCAUCAAAAACCCCGAAUUUGCCGACAUCAUGCCUCGCUUCAUGGGCUCAUUAGUACUCUGCGACCCCUCCGACCUUAAAGUCGACGAUGCCGUUACGGGCAUCAUCUCAGAUGCUGGCGCCAUCCAGACCGCCAAGGAGCAGAUCGAAGCGACCGUCGCGGAGCAGGUCUCGCGCGCGCCCGCCAAGACGGCGCCGCACAACGGCGCCCCCUGGGCCCCCACGAACGGAAAGAAGAUCAAGACCAACAUGGCGGUCGUGCUGGAGAACGCCACCCGCGGCUUUACCAAACCCAACAUCCUCGACGUCAAGCUCGGCACGCGGCUGUGGGCCGACGAUGCGCCCGCCGCGAAAAAGGCGCGCUUUGACAAGAUUGCCUCGGAGACGACACACGACAAGCUUGGAUUCCGCAUAGCGGGCAUGCGCGUCUUUCGCGGGUCGGAGGACGCGACGCAGCUUGACAAGGAGGGCUACCUCGUCUACGACAAGGACUACGGCCGCAUGACGAUGACCAAUGACAACAUCCUCGACGGGUUCCGCCACUUCAUCUUCAACGAAGCCGCCGGCAUCGACGAGGACCUGGGCCAGGCCGUGUGCUCGGCGUUUGCGUCCGAAGUGAGCCGCAUCCAGGAGAUUCUCGAGGCGCACGAGACGCGCAUGUACUCGUCGUCGCUCCUCUUUAUAUUCGAGGGCGACGGCGAGGCGCUCAGCAGGGCCAUUGAGAAGAACAAUGCUUUUGCUACGGCCGUCGAGGCCGUCGAAGCCAAGCUCGCCAACCGCACGACCCUGCGUACUGAUAGCGGCAUUGCCAUGGACGACGAUGACGAGCUGAUCCAGGCUGCUGUGCUGGGUGAUGAUGAUGAUGAUGACGACGACGACGACGAUGACACAGACUCGGUCAUAGGGCCCUCUGCUCUGCCGCCAAUAUUUUCGCUAAAGCUGAUUGACUUUGCGCAUGCGCAGUGGACGCCAGGUCAAGGCCCUGACGAGAACUUGUUAAAGGGUCCCGGCAUGUCAAUUCCAGGGCUGGGGCAGAUUCCUGCACAGCACGUUGAAUCGUCGACUCGCGUCGUCGCGCUCCGCAAGGCCGGCGAAUGGCGCUUCCACCUCGCGCCCGGCGCCACGGUCAGCGUCAAGCUGCUGUCGGGCACGGCUGAGAAGGACGGCGUGGAGCUCGCGCCGCGCAAUGCCUACAAGCUCAGCGGCCCGCUGCGCGGCAAGCUCCUCACCUGGCACGGGUGCGAGCUCGAGGUCGACGGCCGCACCGAGCACGACGCGACGGCCGCCUUUUACGCACCGACGGAGAACCCCGCGACGUCACACCUGAAUCUCCACGCGCGGCUGGCGGAGAUGCGCGGCGCGGCGGCGCGCGAGCGCAGAGAGGGCCCGCGGGUGCUGGUGACGGGCGCGCGCGCGACGGGCAAGACGACGCUCGUGCGCACGCUGGCGAGCUACGCGACGCGGCAGGGCGACCAGCCGAUCGUGGUCAACGCGGACCCGGGCGAGGGCAUGCUGAGCCUCGCGGGGACGCUGAGCGCGGGCGUGUUCGCGACGGUCAUGGACCCCGUGGCGACGGACGGCUGGGGUAGCACACCGACGAGCGGGCCGAGCACGGUGCCGGUCAAGCUGCCGCUCGUGUACUACUACGGGCGCGAGUCGCCCGAGGAGGACGCCGAGGUGUACAAGCAGCUGUUUGGGCGGCUCGCGGGCGGCGUGAGCGGCAGGCUGAGCGAGGACCCGGACGUCAAGUCGUCGGGGGUGCUGGUGGACUCGAUGGGCGUGGAGGCGGGGAGCGCGAGGGGCUUGGACCUGCUGGCGCACAUGGUGGAUGAGCUAUCAGUGAACAUUGUCGUCAUUUUGGGGACGAGCGGCUUGAACGCAGAGAUUGCCAAGCGCUUCGCCACGGAAAAGACGAGUCUGGGCGAAGCGAUCCAAGUCAUCACGCUGGACAAGUCAGACGGCGUGGUGGACAGGGACGAGACGUUUACGGAGCACAGCCGCGAGGCCGUCAUUAAGGAGUACUUUUUCGGCGAUGCGCGACGGUCGCUGAGCCCGCAGAUUCAGCAGGUUGAUUUUGACAGCCUCGUCAUCUACCGACUACCAGACUACUCCGACUACGAAACGGACACGCUGGUGCGCGAAGAGGCGUGCUCGUCGAUGGAGCACUGGACGCUGGCGAUUAUGCACGCGUCCAUCAGGGACUCGCCCGAGACGAUCCGGGCGGCGGGCGUCAUGGGCUUCGUGUACGUGUCCGACGUGGACGAGCAGAAGCGCAAGGUCAAGAUGCUGGCGCCGGUGAGCGGACGGCUGGGCGACCGGCCGCUGGUGUGGGGGCGGUGGCCGGAGCCGUUUAUCAAUUUGCUGGGCUGA
Messenger RNA from Akanthomyces muscarius, 2517 nucleotides. RefSeq lists its product as uncharacterized. Lineage: Eukaryota; Fungi; Ascomycota; Sordariomycetes; Hypocreales; Cordycipitaceae. The record is from RefSeq and is a predicted model, not a curated record. Bases 1 to 2517 code for a protein of 838 amino acids. Gene Ontology annotation, cellular component: nucleus; mRNA cleavage factor complex. The transcript has 6 exons. Gene Ontology annotation, biological process: tRNA splicing, via endonucleolytic cleavage and ligation; inositol phosphate biosynthetic process. Gene Ontology annotation, molecular function: polynucleotide 5'-hydroxyl-kinase activity.